AUGGUCACUCAACUCUGGCAGCGGGCCACCGCCUCGCGAAGGCUGGCCAAAUGCCUCCCCCCGCGACUCCUGGCCCGCGGUUUGGCCACCGAGGCCGCUGGCGCCUCCAACCGCAUGCCCCCUUAUCCCAAGAUCCUCCGGAACCUCGAAGAAGUCCGUCGUGUGCUCGGCUCGUCCCGUACUCUCACAUUGGCAGAGAAGAUCCUCUACUCCCACCUGGCCAACCCCGAAGACUCCCUCCUGACCGGUACCAACAACGGACGCGACAUCCGGGGUAAGGCCAACCUGAAGCUGAAGCCUGACCGUGUGGCUAUGCAGGAUGCCUCGGCGCAGAUGGCUUUGCUGCAGUUCAUGUCGUGUGGACUGCCCUCGACCGCCGUGCCGGCCAGCAUUCACUGCGACCACAUGAUUGUGGGUGAGCGCGGUGCCGAUACCGAUCUCCCCGCCUCGAUCAAGGGCAACAGCGAAGUGUUUGAUUUCCUGGAGAGCGCCGCCAAGCGCUACGGAAUUGAGUUCUGGCCUCCUGGUGCCGGUAUUAUUCACCAGAGCGUGCUUGAGAACUACGCCGCCCCCGGUCUCAUGAUGCUCGGAACGGACAGCCACACUCCCAACGCUGGCGGUCUGGGCGCCAUCGCCAUCGGUGUCGGCGGUGCCGAUGCGGUCGACGCUCUCGUCGACGCUCCCUGGGAACUGAAGCUCCCAAGAUCCUCGGUGUGCGUCUGGAGGGCCGUCUCAACGGCUGGGCCGCCCCAAGACAUCAUCCUGCACCUGGCGGGCCAGUUGACGGUGCGCGGUGGUACCGGUUUCGUGAUCGAGUACCACGGUCCCGGUGUCGAGACGCUCAGCUGCACGGGCCAGGCGACGAUCUGCAACAUGGGAGCCGAGGUCGGUGCCACGACGUCGGUGUUCCCCUUCUCGCCCAGCAUGGUGCCUUACCUGCAGGCGACGCACCGCGGCGACGUGGCGGAGGCGGCGGCGCGCAUCGCCAGCUCUGGUCCCAAGAACCUCCUGCGGGCGGACGACGGCGCCGAAUACGACCAGCUCAUCACGAUCAACCUGUCGACCCUCGAACCCCACAUCAACGGUCCCUUCACGCCAGAUCUCUCGGUGCCGUUGUCGCGCUUCGCCGACACCGUGCGCGAAAAGGGCUGGCCCGAGACCUUUGGCGCCGGCCUCAUCGGCAGCUGCACCAACAGCUCGUACGAGGACAUGACCCGCGCCGAGGACCUCGUCAAGCAGGCCCAAGCCGCCGGACUCACCCCCAAGGCCGACUUCUUCAUCACGCCCGGUAGCGAGCAGAUCCGCGCGACGCUGGACCGCGACCAGACUCUGAGCACGUUUUCCGAGGCCGGUGGUACCGUGCUGGCCAACGCGUGCGGACCCUGUAUCGGACAGUGGAAGCGCACGGACGGCGUGGCCAAGGGCGAGGAUAACGCCAUUUUCACCUCGUACAACCGCAACUUCCCCGGCCGCAACGACGGCAAUCGCCGCACGAUGAACUUCCUCGCCUCUCCCGAGCUGGUCACUGCGCUGACCUACUCCGGCGAGACCACCUUCAACCCCAUGACCGACAGCAUCACGACGCCCUCUGGCGAAAGCUUCCGCUUCCAGCCGCCGUCCGGCUCAGCUCUGCCGGACGAUGGUUUCGCUGACGGCAACCCGUCGUUCCAGCCCACGGCGGCCGUGCCCGACCCCACCUGCGAGGUGAAGGUGUCGCCGACGUCGGACCGUCUGGCGCUGCUGGAGCCGUUCGCGCCGUUCCCCAAGGACAACCUGCGCGGCCUGAAGGUGCUGUACAAGGUGAAAGGCCAGUGCACGACGGACACGAUCUCGGCGGCGGGCCCCUGGCUGAAGUACAAGGGUCAUCUGCCCAACAUCUCGGCCAACACGCUCAUCGGAGCAGUCAACGCGGCCACUGGUGAGACCAACGUUGCGUACGACGAGCAGGGCCAGACGUACAGCAUUCCCGACCUGGCGGCGAAGUGGAAGAGCCAGGGCGUGGAGUGGUUGGUGGUGGCCGAGGAGAACUAUGGUGAGGGCAGUGCGCGCGAGCACGCGGCGCUGCAGCCGAGGUACCUCGGAGGACGGGUGAUCGUAGCCAAGAGCUUUGCGCGCAUCCACGAGACGAACCUGAAGAAGCAGGGAGUGGUGCCGUUGACGUUUGCCAACCCGGCCGACUACGACCGGAUCGAUGCCUGCGAUGUUGUCGACACGGUAGGCCUGUACGAGACGCUGCAGGCGGGCGGCCAGGGCGAGAUUUCGCUGCGGAUCCACUUGAUGCACAUCUCUCCACCGGCCCCACAUCUCCACAUUGUAUCUUAUAAAUAUUAUUUCUUCUACUUCUACUUCCACUUCAUGCUUCACAUUCACCACCUCUACACCAUGGAAACCCUCCGUCCUGCCUUCGCCGGCCGUCCCAGGCCGCUCAUCUCCUACGGCCUGCCAUUUGCCGCCGCCGCCGCCCAGCAUGUCAAGCAGACCUUCCACGCCUCUCGCGUCUACGUGAUCUGCUCAGGGUCGUUGGCCCGCAACACCGACACCCUCGCGCAGCUGCAGCAGCAUCUGGGCGCAGACACCAUCGUCGGCGUGCGCAAAGGCAUGCAGAGCCACACGCUGUGGUCCGAGGUGCUCGAGAUCGUCCACGAAGCGCGCGCCGCCCAGGCCGACCUCCUCCUCACCGUUGGCGGGGGGAGCUUGACCGACGGGGCCAAGGUGGUAGCACUGGCCCUAGCAAACAACGUCACCUCCGACGACUCCCUCCUCAAACUCAGCGUCGGCCCCGACCAGCUCCCGUCCAUCAAUCCGCCCACCGUGCCCAUCAUCUCAAUCCCGACCUCCCUCUCCGCCGGCGAAUACUCCAACUUCGCCGGCGCCACGCGCGACUCCACCCGCCGCAAACACUCCUUCCAGGCGCCCCUGCAGGGCCCCCAGCUCGUCAUCCUCGACCCGGACCUCGCCCGCUCCACCCCGCCCCACAUCUGGCUCAGCACCGGCGUCCGCGCCGUCGACCACUGCGUCGAGACCGCCGUCGCCGUCCGCAACACCAGCGCAGAGACCGACGCCCUCGCCCUACAGGCCCUGGGCCGCCUCGUACCGGGUCUGCUGCGCUGCAAGGCCGAUCGCGCAGACCGCGAUGCCCACCUGCAGUGCCAGCUGGGGAGCGUGGAUGCCAUGGCGGCGUGCACGACGGGCGCUGUGGCCGUGCAGCUGGGUGCGAGUCAUGGAAUUGGGCAUCAGGUAGCCCCCUCCCCUUCUCGCCUUUGCUCUACUGGAGGAAUGAUGCACUGA
Messenger RNA from Aspergillus terreus NIH2624, 3288 nucleotides. RefSeq names its product aconitate hydratase ACO2. Gene Ontology annotation, cellular component: cytosol; mitochondrion. The record is from RefSeq and is a predicted model, not a curated record. The coding region runs from base 1 to 3288 and encodes 1095 amino acids. Gene Ontology annotation, biological process: tricarboxylic acid cycle. NCBI's taxonomy places the organism in Eukaryota, Fungi, Ascomycota, Eurotiomycetes, Eurotiales, Aspergillaceae. The transcript is spliced from 4 exons. Gene Ontology annotation, molecular function: 4 iron, 4 sulfur cluster binding; oxidoreductase activity; metal ion binding.